AUGGGAUGCUCCAAGCCCUUGCUCAAGAUGGACACAUUCCUAUCUGGCGAGCCCGUUUUCGACCGGCUCCCGAGCACGCUCAUUCUGAAAAUCUUCUCCAAGCUAAAUGCGGGAGAAGGGACUGACAUCAAAAUGCUCUCUCGAUGCGCCCAGGUCUCGCAUCUAUGGAAUCGAUUAGCGUUGGACGGGAGCAAUUGGCAAACAGUUGAUUUGUUCCAAUUUCAAAAAGACGUGACUCCAGUGACCGUCGAAAACAUCUCCCAGAGAUGCGGCGGUUUUCUAAGAAAGCUCUCGCUCCGUGGCUGCCACAAUAUCGAUGAUUCGACGAUCGACGUUUUCACGGCUAAUUGUCGCAACAUAACGUACUUGAAUUUGUCCGAUUGCAAGCUCAUCUCUGACGCUUCUUUGCGCUCGCUAGCCCGCAAAUGCCCAGCUCUUCAAUCCGUCAAUUUAUACAGCUGCUCGAAAGUCACUGAUGCAGGACUCCGCGACUUAGCGACCGGUUGCCUGCGACUCAAGGAAAUUGACAUCUCCUUUUGCCAAAAAAUAUCUGACGCUGGAGUGGAAGCAAUAACAGCUCAAUGCGAAGAUCUCAGGGGCUUGUUUCUCCGCGAUACGUCAAUUAGUGAUUCUGCUCUGGGAACAAUCGCUAUCAAUUCUUCGAAAUUGGAGACUUUGAGUGUCUCUUACUGCUCCAUUUCCAGCGCUGGUCUUUCGAAGAUCAUUUCUAACUGCACUUCAUUGAGCGAGCUUCAUUGCGCUCGAUGCCCGAAUGUGACUGAUUCUGCGCUUCAUGCUCUCGGCCGUUUUACGAAAAGCGGCCUAAAGACUCUGGACAUCGCCGGCUGUAGCGCAAUCUCCGAUCACGGAGUUUUUUCCUUGGUUCAAUCCUGCACCGGGCUGGAACGAGUAGACCUGGAGGAAUGCCUGCACUUAUCCGACGCCACGCUGCUUCAAUUGGCCAUUCAUUGUCAUAAUAUCAAAGAACUGACAUUGUCCCACUGUGAAAAUAUCUCGGACGAAGGGAUCCGCCACUUGUGCAGUGGGGAAUUGAGACUGUCACUAGAGCUCAUUGACCUUGACAAUUGCCCGCUUCUAACAGAUGCCUCGCUCCGUCUCUUGGAAAACUGUCCAAACCUACGCCAGCUCGAGCUUGUCGACUGUCAGCGCAUCUCCAAGGCUGGUAUUGACCGUUUGGAACGCAAAAUUCCAGGGAUCAGUAUUCAUUCCUAUUUUGCGCCGGACCUGGACGAACUUGCUCCGAACUCAUCAACCUCUCACCGCGCAAAAUAUUGUCCAAAAUGCACUAUUCAGUUCAACUCUUUUUGUUCCGAAAACUACUAUACGAAAAAAGUCGAAAAGAAACUCUCAUGGAAGGAAAGGAAUGAUCCAAAAAGAGUGAUGGCAUCAGCUCGUCAGUUUGAUUACAGCUUGCAGCCUAACUUUUUGAGUAAUGAAUACGGAACUCAUAGAUCCGGAUCCUCGAAUAUCUCCUCAUCAACAAUGGAAAUUGUCAAUAGCAGCCAUGUUACCGUCUCCAGCGCAGAUUAUCAGCCAGUCGUUCUUCAAAAUUCUACAAUGAGAAGUCUUCGCGAUGAUCUAGCAAUUUUAUCAAGCGCUUCCAAUGAAUUUCAACUGCUGCUCGAAGAAAAUCCUAAUUUACUUCAAGCGCUUACGGCGUAUGAAGUUCUUAUGUCGCGGCCAACUGAUGUGACCAAAGAUCUUGCAGAGCUGAUGGAUGCAACUGAUGAUGCUUUAGGUAAAGAUGACACGAUAGUGACCGCAGCAAAUGAGCUCCGUAGCAUUCUACAGACCGGUCAUUCUGGAGCGAUGUGUACAGCCGCGAAAAAAGUAGCUAGUCAGGACUAUGCCGAAUCCUUUGGAACUUCUGAUCUCAGCUGUCUGGAAGAAGGGCCACUUGAGGGCUGCGCUCUUCGAGUUGUUCGCCUUGUGAAAGGAGACGAACCGUUAGGAGCAACGGCGAAAAUUGGCGACGAUGGAAGUCUGAUUGUUGCGCGGGUAAUCAAGGGCGGUGCAGCUGACCGCAGUGGAUUAAUUCACGUCAACGAUCGAAUCGUAGAGGUCAACGGUAUCCGUGCCAAACCAUCCAACGUCGAGGCGAUUAUGGAAGGCCUCUCACAAUAUCAAGGGCAGUUGAUAUUCGUCCUCGAGCCCGGAGAGAAAGCAUCGUCUGACGAAGAAGCAGAACGAAUGUAUCUUCGACCUAAUUUCUCCUUUGACCCUAAAAAUGAUCCCUUGUUGCCAUGUCAUGAUGCAGGCGUUGAAUUUACGCCAGGUGUUGUUCUCGAGGUAUUACAAACGAAAGAUGAAUGGUGGUGGCAAGCGAAAAUCAUCAGUCAUCCAACACACAAAACGCCUGCCAGCUCGAGAAAAGAGCACGCUGGUCUCAUACCUUCUGAAGCUCUCAUCGCUCGAAGGGAAAAGCUGCGAAUGGAGAAAGUGGAGAAAGCGAAGCCAAAACCAAAGAAGAAAAUCCUCGGUGGGUUGUUUCAAUCGGGCAAGUCUGGAAACACGAAAGAGGAUGAAAAAACUGAUGAAAUUUCUAAAGGGUACAAAUCGGUGGUGCAAUUCGGCCCAUCAUCAAGAAAAAGGCCUCUUGUUGUCAUCUCGCCCAGAUCGAUCGACAAGUUUCAGUUGAGAAGACGACUGAUUCAGGCGAAGUCAGAAUCCUACAGAAUUCCUACGCCUUCAACGACCCGUCCUAAACAAGCGACAGAACGUGAUGGAGUGGACUACCAUUUCAUCAAUCGCGCUGAUUUCGACUCUGAAAUCGCGAACGACUCGUUCCUUGAAUAUGGGAUGAACAAAGCCGGCUUUCUUUACGGAACGCUUAUGACUGAAGUGUUGAAGAUCCUCGAUACCGGCAAAACCCCGCUCCUUUGCCCUCCUCCACAGUCGUUGAACAAGAUUCGAAAUAAGGACUUCAAGGCGUUCGUUGUUUUCCUCAAGCCGGUCGAUCGCAUCAACUGCAAGUGGGAUGCCCAGACUAUGCGCGAAGCCGGAAAAAUGGAGAGCGAAUACGCCCAUCAGAUCGAUGUGUGGAUCGAGUACGACACCACUGAGUUCGCAUUCCGCCGCCUCCAAGAAAUCGCAUUCUCGCUGGAGAACGAGCCACAGUGGAUCGAAAAAGACUGGGUCAAAGAGGACUCAUAG
Molecule: messenger RNA, 3174 nt
Organism: Oikopleura dioica
Lineage: Eukaryota; Metazoa; Chordata; Appendicularia; Copelata; Oikopleuridae
Source: the annotation of a GenBank genome assembly